AUGUUCGGUGAAACAACAGUCGUAAGAGGAGACUCAUUCCAACCCACUAAGACUCGUAAGCAGAAACUGUUGGAUAAACGGAAGCGGAGGCAGAUGACAUCAGAGGCAGCAGUCGGCCCCGAGAAGACCCAACAGAGAAAUGACGCUCCUCUCGAGUCAGAGAAGGAGCACUCCACCAAGCCUACUGCCGUCGACCCCGUCCAUGAUGUGGCCUCCUCUACUACCCCAAGUGUGGAUGAUGCCCUCAAGGCCACUAGCAGACCACUUGCUACUGCAGAGGGACACCCACAGAGGACGGUCACCAAAUCAGUGUCCCCUGGUAGAGCUCCCACUACUACUGUCUCGGCGCCCAAGAUGGUACUUCCUACUCCAUGCAUUGGUGGAGGUGCGAAGCAUGUUGGUAAGGCUCAUGGUACACCUUCUACUCCCCCUAGGGUUCAUCGAAGCAAGCCAUCACCACCAGUUGGAGAGGUUUGGCCUAACGUAUGGGACAAUGCGAGGAUAGCUCCUUCCUAUUAUCGCAUACCUGAGAAGCACGCUCCUUCUGUCACUUCAAAAGAGAUUGAGACGCCUUCUACUGGUAGAGAUGAUGAGGAAAGAGUAGCGUCCGAUCGCAGCCCGGAAGUUGGUAAGGAGGAGGAGUUGGUCAUCCCGGUGAAGGAGGAAGAGGAGGACGUCGUAGCUGCUACUACCCAUAGCUCAUCAAUGGUUACCUCGACUGUUGAUAUCCUUCUUGAGGAGAUCGUAGAGUCUGGCCGAUCUCUACCUACUGUUGCACCACCUACUAUACCGCCUCCCCCACCCCCUGUUGUGGCUCCUAGUAAUGUCUCGACUGUCCAAGCUGGUACUAGCCCCAUCAGUGAUAGCGAGUGGGGGAAGACUAUGCUGCUGAUCAAUGCCUCUGUACAAACUGAGUCACCUAUCACUCCUAAUAUCAAGCAAAGAACGACUGAGACGCAGACGGAUGAAGUCCUUACUAUGGAGUCUAGCACGGACACCCCUCCAAAUCCGUUCAUGCCUCCCCUGCCUCAGGCCGGUCUAUCGUCCUCACUCACCCCUUCUGGUAGUGGAGGUGUCCUCACCAUGGAGGGGGGUUUGUCAUCACUCUUGCCUGACUUCCCUUCCAUCGCUGGCCCACCUCCUGGUCUUUCUGGACGUGCUGAUGCUGCCGGCUUCCCCUCAAGCAUGACUGUCCAGGCGGGGACCUCCUUGACGCCGCCUGGGGCUGGUGGAGGUGUGGGUUACUAUGACCCUAUGAGGGUUUACAGUACGAUGUUGUCGUUACAACAACAGCUACAACAACAACAGCCCACCCCGUCUGUCGCUCAACCACAACUACAACAACAGCAGCCCAACUUCUGGGCAGCAACUAAUACGCCUCCCUCUUCUGGUACUCUCAUCGGCGGGCCACCUCUGGCAACUGGUACGACCCGUGAUGAGCAACCACAGGCGCAGGACCAAAGGAUGUUAGAUCGUGCUGGCAGAAGUCCAGUUCAGCAGCAAUCAUCUAACACUGGGUCGGCGGCGACUGGCAUCUCUGCUCAUCAAGCUUAUCGCGGUUCAUCCCGUUACGAUGCUAAUAGGAGUGGUAGCAUCGCUUAUCAACAAUAUGAACAAGGUCCUCCUCCAUCACAAGGCGAUCCCAGCUACCCUCUGGAGCAGCAUUACUAUCGUAGGCAAGGUGGGAAGUACCGUACCGGUAGAGAUGCUUCUGGAAGAUAUUAGUGUAGUUGGAAGCAUGGCCCAUGAUGCUAUGACUAUUACCUCGUCAUACUUCCAUACCAUUUUUGAACUAUUGAUCAUUAUCAUCAGCUGACUACUGGUAUCAGUACUACUAUCUCUGCUAUUAUCAGUGACAUCAUGCCUAUCAUUAUGCAUCGAGGACUUCAUUAUGGAUGAUCAUGGUAUCCAUAAUAGCAUUCGUCCUACUUACAGCAAAUCCCAGACAUUGCUGCUUUCGAUAGCUUUGAUAGUCCCUCAAGUUGCUGUUAGUUAUGCCGUCCUUCUUAUCGAACAAUCCUUAACGA
This is a messenger RNA of Perkinsus marinus ATCC 50983, 2027 nucleotides long. Its product is annotated as Cyclic AMP-dependent transcription factor ATF-7, putative. The record is from RefSeq and is a predicted model, not a curated record. NCBI's taxonomy places the organism in Eukaryota, Perkinsozoa, Perkinsida, Perkinsidae. The coding region runs from base 1 to 1725 and encodes 574 amino acids. The transcript has a single exon.